AUCUGUCAUGGCGUUUUGUUUUGUCAGUGAUCGAAUCGGGGUGUAACCAUGUAACGUUCGUUCGGUUUAAAGCUAACAAAUACAGAAACGCUUCAACAUGGAGCAUUUUAGCGACGAUUCCUCGGACCCAGACACCCCAGAGGUGUUUAAAACUGUUCCGAAGAGGAUGGAUGGAUUACGGGCGGUAGACGUGAUGACGGUGCUCCAUGAGAAGGUGGCUUAUUUGUCCGGGGGUCGCGACCAAAGGGCUGGACCCAUCCUCACCUUUCCUGCGAGCACCCGCAGAGACAGACUCAAACAUGACGACUACCGCCCGCUCCUGCAAUACCUCAUGCAGAUUCCAAGUGACGAAGUGCGCGAGAUUGGCUUCACUGUGAUAAUUGACAUGCGCGGAUCAACCUGGAAUACGGUGAAACCCAUCUUGAAAGAACUGCAUGAGAGCUUUGCUCAGCACAUACACAUUGUAUACAUUGUGAAACCGGACAAUUUCUGGCAGAAACAGCGUACGAGUAUAGGGAGUCACAAGUAUAAGUUCGAGACCAACUUGAUAAGCUUGGAGAACCUAGCCAAGACGAUCGAUCCUAGUCAAUUAACAAAUGAUUUUGAUGGGUCACUGGCGUACGAUCACAAUACCUGGAUCGAGUUACGCCUGGCUGUGGAGGAAUUCACUUGGCAGGCUAAUGAGCUCCUCGAUCAGCUGGAGGAUGUCCGGGACGAAUUGCAACAGACUGAUUUUGCGGAUGAUGUCAGUGGUGCAAAGAGAGCCAUCGAGAGACACAAAGAAAUGCAUUCUAAGGUGUCUGGAAGCCUUAUACACGACUUGGACGUUAUGGGCCAAAGACUGUUACAAAGAUUAAACUGUGAUGAAGGUAAUGGUUAUGAUUCUGGGUACUCGGGUCGUGAUAGUGCUUCAAGUCUCAUACUUAAUAACCCUGAUUUUCAGAACAGUAUUCCUCAGAUUUUAAGUUUAAUGGACAGUGUACACCAGGCUCAGCAGCAUGUGCAGCAGUUGUGGCAGCAUAAAAAAAUGAGGCUAGACCAGUGCUUCCAACUCAGACUUUUUGAGCAAGAUGUUGAAAAGAUGUUUGAUUGGGUGUAUCAUAAUCGUGAAGAGUUCCUAGUCAAUUAUGUUGAAAUAGGUCAUUCAUACCAAAUUUCUAAAGACCUCCAAGAGGCCCAUUCUCAGUUUACAGUUGCCUGUCAGAAAGUGUACAUGAAUAUAAACCGAAUACUUAGCGUUGCAUCAAGGUUAAUGGAGAGUGGUCAUUAUGCAGCCCAGCACAUUGGGAAUGUUGCUUCCAAGUUAGAUCAGGUCUGGAAAGAAUUUGCAGCAGGAUUGGAUGAAAGGUCAUCUGUUCUAGCGUUGUCAGUAAUGUUUCACCAGAAAGCAGAACAGUACAUUGAUAGUGUGCCAACUUGGGUUGAGAACUGCAAAAUUACAGCUUUACCUUCCGACAUCUUAACCCUAGAAUCAUCCAUCCAUAAUCACCAGUCAUUGUAUGAAACCAUGUGUCAGGCAUACACAGAGGUUCACAGUACCAGUAAGAAGCUCCUCUACCAACUUGAUCAUCUGGUUCAGAUAUGUAGCCAACUGCGGCGUGAUGGACAGAUGCGCGGCAAGCACAAGAAGCCCCGAGGAAAGCCAUCGGCCUACUCUGUUACUCCUGAUGGUAAGGUUGUUUAUCGUGGUGGUCCUCACCAGCAGCAACGUGGACCAGGUGCUAGUGGCAAUCCCGCUGCUGAUUAUUCAGAAGGUGCUAGUCAUGUCUUAGCUGUCAUUCAUGAAAUUCUUGCUCACCACAGAGCAGUUGAGCAGAGAUGGUCUGACAAGAAGCUCAAGUUACACCAAAGAUUAGCUCUCAGGCUGUUCCAGGAAGAUGUCAAACAGGUGCUAGAUUGGCUGCAAACCCAUGGUGAGGUGUUUCUUCGUAAGAAUCCUGGCAUUGGUCGUAACCUUGCUAAAGCUCGAAUGUACCAGAAAAGUCACGAACACUUUGAAAAUGUGGCCCAGAAUACAUACACUAAUGCAGAAAAGCUCUUACAAGCUGCCGAAGAGCUUGCUCAUACUGGUGAAUGCAAUCCUGAAGAAAUCUAUGGAGUGGCUCAAAGGUUAGAUUCACAUAUCACAAGUUUUGCAACAAGAGUACAACAGAGACACCGACUCCUAAAUAUGGCUGUCUUAUUUUAUACACAUGAAAAGGAGCUGUUGUCCUGGUUAGAAGAACUUACUAAUGAGCUUGAAGCGGAAGAGAAUGUCGAUGAAACUGCUGAUUCGGUAGAGGCAGCUGAACGAUUAGUUGCUCAGAUGACAUCUCAGCGAGACUCUACUAUAGAUGCAUGUGUGUCUACUACACAUGAAGGGGAGGGUUUGCUGAAUGAACUUAGGUCUGCCAAUGUCACCCCGGAUAUAGGGUGCAGUUCUGUUGAGGGUGUGGAGGAGGCCUUAGAAAGACUAGUCAAAAAGAGAGAUGAACUAGAAACCCUGUGGGCCAGUCGAAAGCUUCGUCUUGAUCUCCUACUUCAAUUAAGGCUCUUCCAAAGAGAUUCAAUGGAGCUUCUUGGUCAGUUAGAUUUAUGGGCAGAGGAACUCCAAAGCACAGAUUUUGGUCGUGACAUUCCUGAAGCAGAACAGAUGUUAGCUUUACAUAAUGACUCAACCUCGCACAUGCAAAAUGCCACUUACCAAGUUCUUCAGAGUGGUCAAGAUCUUCUUCAGUUAUUAGAAACUUCAGGGAUUCAAAUACGAGCAGAUGCAGAGUCAGACGCUAAUAAUAAAGUAUCAAUGCUCCUUGAAUGUUUACAUGAGAGACAGAUGGACAUUGAGGUGCUUACAGAUAUGAAACGUGUUAAGCUAGAGCAAUGCAUCCAUCUUCUCCAGUUUGAAAAUGAAGCUAAUCAGGUUAUCAGUUGGAUAAGAAAUGGAGAGGCUGUUUUAGCUGCUAGUUUUACCAUUCCCAGCUCACUACCUGAAGCAAAUGCUUUAUCACAUGAGCAUGGCCAGUUUCAGGUUGCUAUUGAAAAAACCCAUGCUGCUGUGGUCCAGAUUCGACAAAAGUCAUCUACAUUGUUGAUGGGAAAACAUUAUAGCCCAGAGCAAGUUAUGGAGAUAGAGUCAAAUGUGACCAAGAGAUGGGAGAAAUUAGUUACUUGUGCUGAAGACAGAUACAAGCUGGUUCAAGCUUCAAUAACUUUCUACAAGACAGCCGAGCAAGUAUGUUCUGUUCUUGAAAGCCUAGAAAGAGAUUAUCGCAGAGAUGAAGACUGGUGUCAAAAAGAGGUUGCAGUCCCAGGUGCUACUGCUGUUCAAGGGGAACAACAGCAAUCUCAGCAGUCUCAGCAAAAAUCAGAUCAGCAACAGCAAGGAACAGGUCCAGGGGGUCAGCCUGUACCUGAUAGGGCUUCAUCUAUAUCUCUCCACAUAAACAAACAUCAGGAACAGAAAGAGGGAUUCCUGAAAGCUUGUACUCUUGCUAGACGUACUGCUGAAACCUUCCUAAAAUAUGCAAAUAGAUCUCAGAAUUACUAUAGUUUAAAGGGUGAUGUUGGCCUUAGAGGACCUGAAGCAAAAGUUAGGGAUAUUUUAGAAAAUCUUAUGGCUCAAGAAAACAAAGUUUUAGAACACUGGACACAGAAGAAAAAGAAAUUAGAUCAGUGUCAACAGUUUGUUCUGUUUGAAGGGUCAGCCAAUCAAGCUCUUGAUUGGAUUAUGGAAACUGGUGAGAUGUACUUGUCUACACACACAAAUCUUGGGGAAUCCAAGGAAGAAACAGAAAAAUUGUUAAAGGAACAUAAUGAUUUUAAGGGAACAGCAAAGGACACUAGAGAACGUGUGAAGUUGUUGUUGUUAUUAGCAGAUUCUCUUGUUGAAAAAGGACAUGCUCAUGCCUCUUCAAUCAAAGAUUGGGUAGCAAAAGUUGAUUUGGCCUAUAAGAAUUUUUCAGGUCGUAUGGACAGAUAUCGCAUGCAAUUGGAGGAUCGUCUUGGUAUUCAAAGUGAAGAUAGUAAAGCAUCUUUGUCUCUAGACCGCCAUAGUGAUCCUUCUUUAGAAAAUAAAGUACAAAGUGUAGUUUCUGUGGCAGUAGUAGCAAAUAAAGAAAUUAGUGAAGAAAAGAGAAAAUCUGCCAGAAAGAAAGAACUUAUCAUGAGAGAAUUGUUGCAGACAGAAAGAGUGUAUGUUAAAGACCUUGAAGUGUGUACUAGAACUUACCUGUAUGAGACUCGUCAGCCUACAGCUCCAGCUGGCCUUCAAGGGAAAGACGGUGUUAUAUUUUGCAAUAUGGAAGAUAUUUUGAAAUUUCACAAAAAUAUAUUUCUCCAGGAGAUUGAAAAAUAUCAGUGUAUGCCUGAGGAUGUUGGUCAUUGCUUUGUGACUUGGGCCCCACAGUUUGAUGUAUAUGUUAGGUACUGUAAAGCCCAACCAGAAUCUAAUCGUGUCCUAGUAAACCAUGCUGGUACUUUUUAUGAGGAGGUGCAGCGUAAGCACAAUGUUGAACAUCCAAUUCCAGCAUACCUUAUUAAACCUGUGCAGCGCAUUACCAAAUAUCAGUUACUCCUAAAAGAAUUGUUGUCCUGUUGUGAAGAUGAAAAUCAGGGAGAAAUUAAGGAUGGGCUUGAGGUGAUGCAGAAUGUUCCAAAGAAAGCCAAUGAUGCUCUUCACCUCUCCAUGCUUGAAGGCUGUGAUGUUCCUCCUGAUUCUUUAGGAGAGGUUAUACUUCAGGACACUUUUCAGGUUUGGGAUCCUCGUCAGCUUAUCAGAAAAGGCCGUGAUCGUCACAUAUUCCUUUUUGAUCUGUACCUGUUAUUUUCUAAAGAAGUGCGAGAUCCAGGAGGAAAUAAAACUAAAUACGUAUAUAAACAACGCCUUGUUACUUCGGAGCUUGGAGUAACUGAACACAUAGAAGGAGAUGAAUGCAAAUUUGCUGUCUGGACAGCAAGAACUGGAGUUAGUGAUGGAAAGAUGAUUUUACGAGCUAACACACUAGAGCUGAAGCAGACUUGGGUGAGAAAACUGAGAGAAGUCAUUCAGGAAACUUACCUUAGCUCAGCUCUACCUAACAUUGCCAAAUCCCCUGCCAAGACUCCCAAACAAAACCGUGCUAGCAGGGACUUGGAAGACUCUAUAGAUGAGAAUGCGGAGAACACCGACCGCAACUCUCUAGCAUCAUAUUCCUCUUCGAACACAGACUCCGAUAAGGGCGGCGGAGAGGUGACAUGGGUAUUGGACGACUGGUCGGGCGCCGGCCCCGGGGAGUUGACCGUGACCCGGGGUCAGCAGGUGGAAAUCUUGGACCCACCCUCCAGUCAGUCGCAACACAGCCGGGACCUCUCCGAAUGGGCGUACGUCAGGCUGUCCCACGCCCACGACCAGGAAGGGCUCGUGCCUGUUAAUUUGCUCAAGCAGCCGCCCAGAAGCGCCCGCGCCGACCUUGACCUGUCAGAGGGCGUGGCGGGGGUUGGCGGGGAGGUCGCCGGAGGCCCCGCCCCCGCCGGUGGUGGCUCCUCCCCCGUCACCAAGAGGAAAGGUUUCUCAAGUCGGAAAUGGUUACCUCCUCCUCUUCGGAAACUGAGCCAAGGUCGAGUUGAUAGAGUCACCUCGCCCUCGGCUACCACUGCCGCCGUGCUUGACAAGCACGACCAACAGCAGCAACAACAACAACAACAGCCUCACAAACACCAGUUCAGAAAAGCCUACUCCGAGCGCCGGUUCAAGCAGGUGGGUUGUAAUCAUGGAAUCACUAUUCAGGUCACGGUUGGAGGCGAGAUGGGCAACAAAGCCGGGGGGCAGAGUCAGUCGGAGGAGGAGACGGAGGUGGUGCCCCAAGCUGCCCGAGUCCCGCCCCUCUCGCAGCACCCAGGAGUCCCCGGCACCAGCCGAUCGGUAUCUGUGGAGAACGGUGAAGAGGGCGAGCUAGAGAUGGAGCUACCGCCGCCCAUGAAGGUGUUCGACCAACCUAUAACCGCUGCUGCUGCUCAAGGGGGGUCAGGCCCCUCCAAUGUCGUCACAGGAGGACCCCUUCACCCACCCUUAGAUAAUAUAUUGCCAGAUGCACCAAACAGAUCAUCAAGUCUAUCCCUGAAGGCUGCAGAGGGUACCACGACGGACUUGGCCACAGAGAUAGAAAACAUAGUAAAGGAGAAGAUGGAGCAACAUUCUGAAACAAGUGAGCGAUUAAAAUGGAGAAGCUCUGGUGAUGGUUGCUCAGGAGAUGAAGCAUCUUCCCCACUACCUUCCGCUUCGGCUAUUCUUACUUCCGAACUUCCCCUCUCAGAUGAUGGGGACCUUGGGGCUUCUGCCCUACCUGAUUCUGCAAAUGUACAAGAUUCUAGUCCAGGUGAUUGUGAUAUGACGAAGGAACAAAGAGCACUUCACAAACGACAAUUUGUGAUAACAGAAUUAGUAGAAACAGAACGAAUAUAUGUUAACUAUUUAGAAGAUACUGUUGAAGGCUACAUAAAAGAAAUGAGAAAUCCAGAAUCUGAAAUCAAAAUGCCAGAUGACCUUAAAGAUGGCAAAGACAAAAUGGUCUUUGGCAACAUGGAAGCCAUAUACGAGUGGCAUCGAGAUUUCUUUUUGAAAAAUAUAGAGAGAUGUAUAGAACAUCCAGAAGAAAUCGGUGGGGUAUUUCAACGAAGUGAGAAGAGGUUGCAGAUCUAUGUCAAAUAUUGUCAAAACAAGCCAACAUCUGAGUAUAUUGUAUCAGAGCAUUUGAAUUAUUUUGAGGAAUUGAGACAGAAAUGUGGUCAUAAACUGCAGUUACCUGAUUUACUAAUCAAGCCAGUGCAAAGAAUGAUGAAGUAUCAGUUACUGUUACGAGACAUCUUAAAACAUACAGAAAGAGCCGGACUGACUCAGGAGGUGGAACCUCUCAAGAGAGCUUUAAAUAUUAUGAUAGUUGUUCCAAAGGCUGCCAAUGACAUGAUGAAUGUUGGACGUUUACAAGGUUUUGAUGGAAAGAUAAUGGCGCAAGGGAAACUUCUUUUGUAUGGACCACUUACCUGCUGUGAAGGGGCAUCUGGCCAUAAUUUCCGAGGAAAAGAUCUGAUGGUCUUCCUGUUUGAACAGUCAAUCAUUUUCUCAGAAAGUGGGAGGAAGAAGAAUCAGUUUUCUAACCCUGUUUAUGCUUACAAGAGUCAUCUACAGGUUAACAAGAUGAAUCUAGAAGAAAGUGUAGAUGAUGGAGAUCCCCUUAAAUUCGUGCUGAAAUCCACGGAUCCACGAAAGCCAUACUUGGCAUUUGUUUGUCAAGGUGCAUCAGACGACGAUAGAAAUCAGUGGGUGUCACAGAUCCGCCAUCUUUUACAAACUCAAAAGGACUUCCUGAAAGCAAUUCAGUCACCUAUUGCGUACCAAAAGAAACAAACUGAAAAUACAGCUGAUCCCUUGGGGCAAGGAGUCAACUGGAACUCUUCACUAAGAAAGUCUUUCAACCAACCUACUUCUGUACAGCGUGCAGCAGCUGCUAAGAAGAAAUCAAAUACAAUUGAUGUUCCCAGCAGAUAUGCCUCUACAACACCAACUGUCUCUAUUACUUCGCCGACACAGUCAACAGAAUCUAAACCACCACCCAAUUUUCCACCUUUACCUUCACUAGCAUCAGAGUUUCCAAGUAACUUUCCUGUAGAUAGAGAAGAUUCAAUAGAGAGACAUGAUGUGACAUAUAGUCCCCCAAAAAGUAAAAAGAAUUUCUUUGAUGGCUUUCGUAAUACCCUGCGACCACGUGUAAAAGCAGAUGGAAGAGCCGCAGAUGAUAGUACUGACAACAUGGAUAAUUUAUUGCCUUCUCCCAGGCACGACAGAGAAGAUUUCUAUCAGCGGAGAUGGUCAGAGUCCGCCUCUCCUACUAAGUCGGGUGAAUGGAAUGUUCCUUUACCUGCAGGGACACUGGUCAAAGUGCUAGCUGACUUCACUGCUUUAAGGGAAGAUGAAAUAUCUGUCAGCCGAGGAGAGGUCAUACAAGUUAUAACAUCUAAUGCUCUCCGAGGGUACCUAGUUCAUAGAGCCGCCAGUAGCACUAGCCCAGCAGCAGAAGGAUGGGUAGCAGCCAGUGUACUAAUACCUUCUGCUUACCCUGAUUUACCAACUACACCACCAGCUUCACCCACCCAUGCAUCUUCGUCAUGUGAACAGCAAGGCAAAAAGCCAUGGAUAAAGUUCCGAAAACCAUCCUUUUCCAAGAGAGAUCAUCCACCUCCCCAUCCUUUAAGAAGAGAGGAAACAGUUCAUGAAUUACCGAGUGUUCGGUCUCCGUCACAACAAUCACAAAUGCCCUCAAGACAAAUGACUGUGUCUCUGAUAAACCCCUAUCAUCCAGAAAGUCCAAAUAUUAAUAAUGUUGCUUUACGUAAUCAUGCUAAACCUUAUAGUGGAUGUAUUCCUGCAUCACCAGAAUCCCCAGUUAGAAUACUGACUCCUUUAAAGAAUGUUACUGUGUGUCCUGGAGAGCCAGCAGAAAUGGUGUGUGUAAUAACAGGUGCAGGAUUAUGGGUUGAAUCGACAACAGUUGUUUGGAUUGGACCACAUGGUCCAUUAACAGACCCACGCUUUGAAAUAGAACAACACCGAGAUGGAACUCUGAGGCUUCACGUUGGGAGCUGUCGUGUGACAGAUGCAGGGGAGUAUACUUGUACAAUCAGCUGUGGUGGACACAACAUAUCCUGCUCUGCUCGCAUCAAUCUGGCCCAGGACACGGUUGAGGAAGAAGAAGAAGAAGAGGAGGAGGAGGAUACGACUGUAAAUGGGGACCGUAAGGAGGAGUACGACACAGAAGAAGAUGAUAACGAAGGGGACGAGAAUGGCGAUGGCGGCAGAUUAGCUGGGGACGAGAGCACCAGCUGCCCCUACGGUCCCCAAGAAAAAGUCAAGUGGCAAUCGGCCUUUCAACAAAAGUAUUCAGUCAUGCAUGACCUGGGCAAAGGCCGGUUCAGCGUGGUCAAGCGGUGCAUGCGCAUGCGCGACAAACGGGAAUUUGCCGCCAAAUUCGUCCGUCGAGGACGACAGGACCAGCGCCUGACGGAGGUGGAGUUUCUCCUCCUGCGUCGCCUUCGUCACCCGGCGUUGGUGAGGCCCCACGCCCUCUACACGGCAACGGCUAAGUUUGACAUCUUCAUCACUGAACUGGUGAUGGGUCUGCCCCUCUUAGACUGGAUAUUCACCCGGGAGGAAACGACGGAGUCUGAAAUUGCUUUGCUGCUGGUCCAGGUUGUGGAAGCUCUCCAGUAUCUACAUGAUCACCGCGUCGCUUUUCUCGAUCUCAAGCCCGAGAACCUGCUGGUGGACAUCCUCAAAACCUCCGACCACGGCAACAUGCUCAGCGAGUGUCCGGACGUCUCAAAGACCGUCAUUCGUCUCAUCGAUUUCGGCGGCGCGAGGCAUCUGGAAGAAAGCGAGGUGUUUAACGAAGCGUCCGCUGAGGAGGACCAUUCACCAGCUAUAAGUACGAACUCCCGCUCGACUUGCAAGCUGCGCGUCCCUCCAGAUUUCCCUCCGGUGAUCGUUGGGUCUCCAGAAUUCAUGGCUCCCGAACUCAUUACGAGACGGCCGGUUGGGACGGAAGCAGACUGCUGGAGUCUCGGCGUCCUCAUUUAUGUUCUAGUCAGCGGCAAAUCCCCAUUUCUGGGUAUCUCGGUGGAAGCCACUUGCAAGAGAAUCAUCACAGGGGACGUCUGUUACCCCGUGGAGUACUUCAACACCGUCACUCAAGAGGCCUGCGACCUCAUCCACGAGGUCCUUCUCCUGAAUCCUGAAGAACGGCUUGGCCUCCAAGGGGUCCUGGAACACCCUUGGUUCCAUAUGGCUGAAUGUGAAAGCGUCCUGCCAGUCCACAGCCUGGCCAACUUCUGCUUUAGGAGGUCGAAGAUCGCCUCCUCCACUCAGGAACUCCCUUCGUCCUUCUUCCCCUCGGCGCCCCUGGGUACUCCCUCGUUCAAAAGAACAUAGGAGGACGUCUGAAUCUUCUCACCUUCUUAAACGAGUGCCUUCAAUGAGCAUUUAAAAGUGAAACGGAAACCGCCCAUUUUCCCUCUAAAUCAACUAGACUUAACUAUUUGCAACUGUUAUCUAGAACUAAUGUUUUUUUCUUUAUGUUCUCUCGCCGCAAAGGUGGCUACAUACCGGGUUAAAACCCUUAGGGGGUCACUCUAGAAAGAUCAGAUUCAUCAAAUAGCAUUUAUGUAGGGAAAGACUCUCUCACCAGAUGGCCUUUUCUAAUUCACCAAGUCAUUGCGGAUCUCGAUGGGAUUCUGUUUUUCACUGAUACGAACGCCAUCUAUAUAUUUUAGGAGUUUGCCUUAUCUCACUGUCAAGUCAAAGCAUCCAUAGUUUUAAGCUGAUUGCUAAAUAUAAGAGGCUGAACCUCUUUAAAUGUAUUUUAUAUAAGAAUAAUUACUAAAAUACUGCAACGAAGAGAUAUAAUAUGGUGGUGUGUCUGCAUAGCAGAUGUGACUUAUAAUUUAAACAAAUGAAAUAAUGACCGAAUUCUCAUAUAAUGAAGCCAUUUUAUAUAUAUAUUUUUGCCGUUGAAAUAUAGCACGAUUGUAGCUACCACAAGAAAAGGGAAAAUAAUAUAGAUAUAUCAAGUAAUAAGUAGAUAAUUAGGUACAUAGGAAUAAAAUCAAUAAAUUAACGAAUCUUGUAGUCACUGCCCUACCAAAUAACUACAACAGUCAAUCUUGAGGCUAAAGGAAACACGAUUAUAUAGAAAAAAAAUAUAUUUUUAAGUGUUUUCUUCGUCAUAUAUUUAUUGGGUAAGGAAUGAAAGUCCUCAGAAACAUAUUCCAUGAUGCAUCAGAUGUUUUUCUGGGACACAGCGCAUAUUUACAAAUAACCUUAUGUAAUUAGUCUAUUCUUGAUAAAAGUAUAUUUUCAUUGCCUGCUAGGUUACUGAGAGAGAGGAAACCUGUAUACUUGAAGAUUUUGAUUAAAUGCCUGUAUAUAUGUGCCAGGCUUGUCUGUAAGGUUAGUCAAUGAUUACAUGCUGAUUUAAUGGAAAUAUAUUAUAUAUAUAUA
Molecule: messenger RNA, 11005 nt
Organism: Macrobrachium nipponense
Lineage: Eukaryota; Metazoa; Arthropoda; Malacostraca; Decapoda; Palaemonidae
Gene: trio
Product: kalirin-like
Biological process (GO): axon guidance; regulation of DNA-templated transcription; intracellular signal transduction
Cellular component (GO): extrinsic component of membrane; cytoplasm
Molecular function (GO): DNA-binding transcription factor activity; sequence-specific DNA binding; protein kinase activity
Source: RefSeq, a predicted model, not a curated record